This is a messenger RNA of Glycine soja, 1251 nucleotides long. Its product is annotated as SPX domain-containing protein 4. The transcript has 3 exons. NCBI's taxonomy places the organism in Eukaryota, Viridiplantae, Streptophyta, Magnoliopsida, Fabales, Fabaceae. The coding region runs from base 126 to 1061 and encodes 311 amino acids. Gene Ontology annotation, biological process: cellular response to phosphate starvation. The record is from RefSeq and is a predicted model, not a curated record.
UAUAGAUUCCUUCGCACUCACAAAACAUUCUUAAAUAAAUAUGCAAACUCAAACCCAAAUCCAAUCGUGGAACUUUCAACUGUGAUCAUCAUAACAUCACAAUCAAUUCAUCACUCACCCCAGCAAUGAAAUUUGGGAAAGAGUUCAAGACCCAUUUGGAAGACACCAUCCCUGAGUGGAGGGACAAGUUCCUUUGCUACAAACCAUUGAAGAAGCUUCUCAAACAGAACCUUCCUUCAAUCACUACCGCCAUCACUGAUAUACCCAUCAAUCUCCCUCUUCACCUUCUCCAACAACCCUCUUCGCCACAACUUCUUCAGGCUUGGUUCGUGAGGAUUCUCAAUGAAGAGCUUGAAAAGUUCAAUGAUUUCUAUGUGGACAAAGAGGAAGAGUUUGUUAUUCGCUUCCAGGAGCUGAAGGAGAGAAUUGAGUGUCUUAAAGAAAAAAGCAGCCAGGGUGAAGUGUACACUUCUGACUGUGAAUUCAGUGAAGAAAUGAUGGACAUCAGGAAGGACUUGGUCACCAUCCAUGGAGAGAUGGUGCUCCUCAAAAACUACAGUUCAUUAAACUUUGCAGGACUAGUUAAAAUUUUGAAGAAGUAUGAUAAAAGAACUGGUGGGUUGUUGCGUCUGCCUUUUACACAACUUGUUCUUCGUCAACCUUUUUUCACGACUGAACCUCUCACAAGGUUAGUCCAUGAAUGUGAGGAAAAUCUAGAGCUGCUCUUUCCCCUGCAAGCAGAAGUAAUCCAAUCUACUCCCCCUCCAGAAAAUCAGUCUAGACCACCGGUAGAUAGCGCAACAAAUGCCUUACCUGAGGCAUCCUCAACUCUUGGGGAUGAAACUGUGUACAUAUAUCGUAGCACUCUUGCUGCUAUGAGAGCCAUAAAGGGUCUUCAGAAAGCAAGCUCCACCUCCAAUCCAUUUUCGUUUUCAUCCCUUUUUAGCAACCAAGAUGGUGAUGGUACUGGUGCUGUAACUGCUGAAAACUCUGCCGCAAAUUCUCCAGCUACCUUGCAGAAUGAAGAAAGCGUUGGUAAAGAGGAAACUGAUUCUGUGUAGGAAAAUUUUUCUUUUAUAUCUGCUUCCUGUAUCUUCUUCUGGGUUUCUGUUUCAGCCUUGUUGGUUGAAACUAAAUGAAAUGUAAUCUUUUUGUUCGUAUAUACAAUCAAUAAAUACAAGUCAACUAGUAAGAUGUACUUUCUUUAACAUUUAACUUGGGAAAUAAUACCUGAGCAUUGCCUUUUUCUUA